AGGAAAAGCAAUCGGGAAAUGUUAACAAUAAGCUAACCGAAAAACUGCGAAAACAAACAGCUAAUUACAGAGCCUUCCAGCGUACCAUAUCGAACAUCGACGUAGGUAUUUUAUUAGAACAUUGGGAACUUGAAGAUGCGAUCAAAACAUUGGAAUCACGCUGGAAAAUCAUAGACUGUCUUCACUGGGAGAUUGAAAGUGAAUUGGAAGCCGAAGGUAAAGAAGAGUUGGAACUACUGUACGAUAAAUACGAAAAGCAAUACCUCCGUUUGAAGAAGUCUAUUAACUCUAAAAUGUGGUCGGAAAAACAUAGAGACAAAACAACACCUAACUUAGAAGUACCAACAUUCAACGGCAGUUACAACCAAUGGGUGUCCUUUAAGGAUUUAUUUUCGGAAGCUAUCCACAACAAUCCUUCACUAUCUAAGGCGCAAAAAAUGCAGUUUCUGAAGAGUAAGAUUCGAGGAGAAGCUGAGCGUCUCAUCCAACACUUGCCGAUUAGUUCGGACAACUACACAGUUUGCUGGGAUAUCCUUAACCGCCGUUACAACAACAAAAAGCUUAUAUUUACAUCUCACAUCAACAUGUUACUAGAUUUACCAGUUUUAAAACAUCAAGCAUUAGCGCCAAUCAAGAAGAUGCAUGACGUCACUCAAGAGUGCCUUAAUGCAAUAACAAACCUGGGUGUGGACAUAUCCACCUGGGACCCUUUACUUGUACAUCUUUUGGAUCAAAAGUUAGAUGUUGACUCCCAUUCCGAGUACAUAGACUCGUUGAAAGAUCGCCGUGAGUUACCGGUUCUCAAAGAUUUUUUAGACUUUUUGGAAAAAAAGUUUACUGCACUAGAGUCAUCUCGUCGCAAGAGCGAAACCUUGCCACAGAAAUUUGGCAAUCAAUAUUCUCAACAAAAUCCAUCAACAUCAUAUGGAAAAUUACCUUACCAUCGAGCAAACAAUUAUUUUAAUUACAACAAGGGAAGCGCAGACAAACAAGUUAUUACGAAAUCAACAUGCAACAUAACUACAAUAAAAUGCCCAUUAUGCAACAACGGCCACGGACUUUAUAACUGCAAAAGAUUCUUGGAAAUGUCCAGUGAACAGAAAUUAAAAACAGUGAAGGAAUUAAAAGUCUGCAUGAAUUGUUUAUUUAGUCAUAAUGGCAAUCCAUGUAAAUCACCUCAAACAUGUAGAAAAUGCUCGAAGAAACAUAAUACCAUUAUUCACGAUGCCUGCAAUAUUGGGUACAACACAUCGACUACAAAUGUAGCAAAACAAAAUGAAAUUCAAAACCCUCACGUGCGUCAAAGUAAUGAAAAUGACUUAUCAGCCGAGGUUUUGUUGUCAACCGCUAUGCUGAAGGUUAAGGGUACUGAUGGAACUUAUCAUGAUAUGAGAGCGUUAAUAGACCAAGGAUCGCAAGUUUCCUUAAUAACAGAAAGGGCGGCGCAACAGUUAAAUCUGAAAAGACAACAUUGCAAAGGAACGGUUAUUGGCGUUGGAGAAAAGGAAAAUAGUGGAAAAGGGUUACUAAACAUUCAUUGCCGCUCGAUCUACAGUGACUACGAGUUUCGAACUGACGUCAUUAUUAUGAACAGCUUGAUUGGAAACUUACCCAACAAAACAUUCAAAAAGCCAAACUGGAACAUUAUUGAAAACAUAUCCCUUGCGGAUCCCGAUUUCUACAUUAGUCGACCCAUUGACAUUUUGCUUGGAGCAGAUGUUUAUUCUUUAAUUCUUUUAAGUGGCAUGAUAAAAGGGGACGAAUCAACUCAGCCCGUCGUACAACAAACAAAACUUGGUUGGUUGCUAUGUGGAACCGCCAAAACAUACCAGUGCAACAUAGUGCAUAACAUUGAACAGAUACAAAAAUUUUGGGAAAUAGAAGAGAUCAGUGAGCAGUCUCCUUUAUCAGUACAAGAUCAACAAUGCAUAACAUUUUACAACGAAACUACAACACGAAAAGAAGAUGGACGCUAUGUCGUCAGGUUACCGUUAAAGGAAGACAUAACAAGUAAACUUGGGUCUUCUAAACAAACUGCACUGGCACAAUUUCGAACCUUGGAAAACAAAUUUAAAAGGCAACCAAAAUUGGCUCAGGACUAUAAGAACUUCAUGAAUGAAUAUAAAACAAUGGAACAUAUGAUACCGACAACAAUUAGUAACCAGACACCUGAGUAUUAUUUGCCGCAUCAUGGAGUUGAGCGUGUCGAUUCUUUAACAACACAAUACAGGGUGGUAUUUAAUGGUUCUCAUAAAACAAAUACAGGGUACAGUUUGAAUGAUCUCAUGCAUACCGGCCCUAAUUUACAAAUUGAUCUACAAACACUUCUUUUAAAAUGGAGACAGUAUAAAUAUGCUUUUACGAGUGAUAUUGAGAAGAUGUUUCGUUUUAUAGCAGUAGAUGAAAGAGAUCAAAAGUAUCAGAAAAUAUUUUGGAGAGAGUCUCUAGAACAUCCUAUUCAAACAUUUUGCUUAACAACUGUCACAUAUGGAACCCGCGCCGCUCCAUUUCUGGCAAUAAUGACUUUAAGAAAACUAGCAGCCGAUGAACGUGAAACAUACCCAGAAGCCUCAAAAGUUGUCGAAUCAGCAUUUUAUAUGGAUGACCUUGUACAUGGGACAAACACAAUUGAAGAUGGCAAACAGUUAAUCUCGGAUUUGAACGCACUAAUGAAACUAGGUGGUUUUAACUUAAGGAAGUGGUCGUCGAAUGAGAAAAAGCUACUGGAUAACAUUAAGAAGGACGGAAACAAAUCAAACAAUGAAGUAUUUACAUUUAAAACAGAAAACAUUUCGAAAACAUUGGGCUUAUGUUGGAACUCAACAGAAGAUAAAUUAACAUUUCAGUACAACACAAACAAACCUAAAGACAACACCAGAAUAACAAAACGAACACUGUUAUCGGAGAUCUCAAAGGUCUUCGAUCCGCUAGGUUGGAUGGCACCUUUAUCAACCAAACUUAAACUGUUGUUUCAAAGGGUUUGGAAGAAAAACAUGAAAUGGGACGAUGAAGUGCCAAUUGAAAUUCAGAAGGAGUGGAUCAAGAUUAAAAGCGAGCUCGGCGCAAUUAAUCAAUAUGAGGUACCAAGAUGGAUACGCAGUCGCAAGGAAGAUAUCAUAGAACUACAUGGCUUCUGCGAUGCGUCUCUUGUAGCCUUUGCUUGUGUCUUAUACGCACGAGUCAACGACGAAACAGAGCCAGUGCUAUUGGCCGCAAAAACAAAACUGGUACCUCACAAAAAAGCAGUAACAUUACCCAGAUUAGAGUUGAGUGGAGCACAUUUAUUAGCAAAACUUAUGAAGAAAACACAGGAUGCACUUUCGGAACAUAAAACACAAAUAUAUGGUUGGACGGACUCAAUGGUCGUGCUUGGAUGGAUACAGGGCGAACCAACUCGAUGGAAAACAUUCGUCGCCAACCGAGUGCAACAAAUAGUUGAAACAAUACCGAGCACAUGCUGGCGUUAUGUAAAGUCGGGCGAAAACCCAGCCGAUGUAGCGAGUCGGGGUUUAUACGCACAACAAUUAAGAGACAACAUUUUAUGGUGGCACGGGCCCUCAUGGCUCACAACAUUCGAAAAUCAAGAACAAGAGACCCCAACCUACACAACAGAAGAAGAAGUAAGGUUAAAUAAAUCAUGUACUGUUAAAGAACAAGAAGAAAACAUUAUUGAAACAUUAUUGCAUAAACACAGCUCAUUCAAUAAAGUAAACAGAAUAAUUGCAUGGUUGUUACGUGCAUUUGCACCCUAA
Achroia grisella is the source of this 3752-nucleotide messenger RNA. RefSeq lists its product as uncharacterized. The transcript has a single exon. The record is from RefSeq and is a predicted model, not a curated record. Lineage: Eukaryota; Metazoa; Arthropoda; Insecta; Lepidoptera; Pyralidae. The annotation marks the transcript as partial.